AUGAAGAUCGCUCUUCUCCUCGCUCUAGCUGCUCUCGUGACUGCCACGCACGCCGCUGUCCCUGCCGUCCCGACCGACCGAAUGGCCGAGUUCCUCCAAGAGAAGGCCGCCAUCGAGUCCGAGCUGAGCCAGUGGAAGCAGAGUGACGCCGGAGCGUUCGCCAAGCAGCAUGGCUUCAUGCCAUCCACGUCUUCGAAGUCUGCUGGUGGAGCAGAGGACGAGGAGCUGCGUCGAUUCUUCUUGACCAAGCUGAUGAUCGAGGAGGCUCAAGCGACGAACCCCGAGGCUGUCUUCUCCACCGACACCCCGUUCUCGCUCAUGACGGAAGACGAGUUCGUGAAUACGGAGAAGGACUGGACCAAGUCGGGAUGCGUCGCUGCGGUGAAGAACCAGGGGCAAUGCGGCUCAUGCUGGGCGUUCGCUGCUAUCGCUUCGCUCGAGAGCGCCGUGUGUAUCUCCGGUGGUGAUCUUACGACGCUGUCGGAGCAGCAAGUGCUGGACUGCGACACGGCUUCGUACGCCUGCCAAGGAGGCUUCCCGGGUGAUGCGCUCGAGUUUAUCCAGCGCUCCGGCGGUGUCUGCACUGAAGAUGCCUACCCGUACGUGUCUGGCGACUCGGGCGAUCGCGAUAUUUGCCAGAAGACAUCGUGCAAGCCCGAGGCCGUGGCCAUCCGCAAGGUGGUGUCUGUUCCUGAGUCCGAGAGUGGCCUGAUUCAAGCGAUCAGCGGCCGUCCCGUGGCCGUCGGUGUCGCGGCUGGCAACCCCACGUGGAAGCAGUACAAGGGCGGCGUCGUCUCCUCCUGCACGUCGACGGAUCUGGAUCACGCUGUGCUGGCGGUGGGCUACGGGGGAGGCAGCGACGGCUCGACGCCCUACUUCAAGAUCAAGAACUCGUGGGGCACCCAGUGGGGCGAGGCCGGCUUCAUUCGCCUCAAGCGCGGGUCUGGCACCGGCAGCUCUGGCACUUGCGGAGUCAUCGGCCCCAAGUCCGUCUACCCGCAGCUGUAA
Messenger RNA from Phytophthora sojae, 1008 nucleotides. RefSeq lists its product as hypothetical. The record is from RefSeq and is a predicted model, not a curated record. Gene Ontology annotation, molecular function: cysteine-type endopeptidase activity. NCBI's taxonomy places the organism in Eukaryota, Oomycota, Peronosporomycetes, Peronosporales, Peronosporaceae. Gene Ontology annotation, cellular component: lysosome. The transcript is spliced from 2 exons. The coding region runs from base 1 to 1008 and encodes 335 amino acids.